UGAGACCGCCCUGCAGGACUGCCCCAACUUCGGCUGGGGCAAUCAUUUCUGUGGCCAUGAGUGGGAUGUGGGAGUGAUCUGCACAGAGGCGCUGGAGCUGCGGCUGGUGGACGGCAGGGGACCCUGUGAGGGGAGAGUGGAGAUGAAGCUGCGGGGACGCUGGGGCACAAUUGCUGAUGAUGUCUGGGAGAUGGAUGAUGCUGAGGUGGUGUGCCAGCAGCUGGGCUGUGGCUCGGCUGCUGGUGCCUACUCUGCCUCCCGAUUUCGGCUAGUAGAUAGUCCCAUCAUGUUGGCCAUUGUCGACUGCCGUGGAGAUGAGGCUGCCAUCUGGGACUGUAACAUUCAGGGUUGGGGUCCCUACAAUGGCCCUCAUGAUUAUGACACUGCUGUGGUCUGCCAAGGGUUCUCCCGGCUGGCCAGAGGGGACGGCACCUGCUCGGGGCGGCUGGAGGUGCGGCAGGGCCGCGCCUGGGUCAGCGUCUGCCAUGGCCAUGUGGACCACAUGGCCGCCCAGGUCAUCUGCAGGGAGCUGGGCUGCGGUACAGCACUGGCCCUACCCGGGGCUGGGCAUUUUGGAGCAGCAGCCGGGCCAUUCUGGGAUGGUGCCUUCGAGUGCAAUGGAACUGAGCUCCUCCUGUCAGCAUGCACACAGAAGCCUCCCCACAUCCUGAACUGCACUCAACCUGCUGCCAUCAUCUGCUCUCAACCCUCUCUCUGCUGCAGCCUACACUGGGUUCCAAUUAGCGGACGGAGGUUCAGACUGCGCCGGGCGGGUGGAGGCAGAGGCACAAGGGGUGUGGAGGCCCCUGUGUGCCACUGCCUUGGACCUGCCUGACGCCCACAUCCUGUGCUACCACCUGGGCUGUGGCUCCGCUGUCUCCCUGCCCCCACCAGGCCAAUUUGGGACAGGGACAGGGGCACUGCUCCACGAUGCCCUCAGCUGCAGCGGGAGCGAGCGGCACCCAGGCGAGUGCCCCGUGGAGGUGCUGGGGCAGCCUGCUUGCCCCCCCGGGCACACCGCUGCCAUCAACUGCUCAGGUCAGUGUGGGGGCCGUGAGGAUGCCUAGCAGGUGGGGAGCACUCCCCGUCCCCACAGCACAACCAGGCUUUUGCAGGCAUCGCCGAGUCUCUGCAGCUCCAUGGUGGGGAGAGCCGGUGUGAUGGACGGCUGGAGGUGGCCAUGCACACCGGUGUCUGGGCCCGUGUGUCUGUGGGGCUGUGGGACAAUGGCACUGCCACCGUGGCGUGCCAGCAGCUGGGCUGUGGUGUGCCUGAGAAAAUCUAUGCUGUGCCGGCCACCAGAUCAGGCCCCAUGGAGCUGCAGGAGCUGCGGUGUGUUGGCACGGAGGAGCUCCUGGCACAGUGUAAUGCCUCACGGAUGGCCACCGAGCCCAGCCACAACCCCGAGGAGCUGGCUAUUGCCUGCUCAGGUGAGUGCACUGGGAAGUGCCGUGGGCAUCACGCUGCCAUCCCCAGCCCCAGCCCAAACCUCCCAUGCAGGCAGCCGGCAGCUGAGGCUGUCAGGAGGCCCCGGGCGCUGCGCCGGCAGGGUGGAGGUGUACAGCGAGGGCACCUGGGGCACCAUCUGCCAGGACACCUGGACCCUGCUGGAUGCCACCGUCAUCUGCCGCCAGCUGGGCUGUGGAUGGGCCCUGGAGGCACCCGGCUCUGAGCGCUUUGGGCCUGGCACUGGGACAUUGUGGUCAGGAGCUGGGGGCUGCUCUGGGAUGGAGGAUGCUCUCUGGCACUGCCCGGCCCCUCCGCAGCGUGGCUGCCAGCAUGGCGGUGGUGCAGGCGCCGUGUGCUCAGGGCUGCUGGACCUGCGGCUGACGGGGGAAAGCAGCAGAUGCAGAGGGCACCUGGAGGUGCUGCAUGAGGGGACGUGGGGUCGUGUUUGCGCCAAUGGCACCAGCCCCGCCACGGCCACAGCUGUUUGCCGCCAUUUGGGA
This is a messenger RNA of Numida meleagris (helmeted guineafowl), 1949 nucleotides long. RefSeq names its product scavenger receptor cysteine-rich type 1 protein M130-like. Gene Ontology annotation, cellular component: membrane. Lineage: Eukaryota; Metazoa; Chordata; Aves; Galliformes; Numididae. Bases 143 to 835 code for a protein of 230 amino acids. The transcript has 5 exons. The record is from RefSeq and is a predicted model, not a curated record.